CCUAGCCCCGGCAUUGUCACGCUGUGUGUCCUAAAACCACCGAUAGACGCUCCGCCACCGAAACUCAAGCCAGCGAACCCUCUCGACAAUGGCCUCCGACGUCGUGAAGUUCCGCUCCCUGACCGCCUCUCAGGUUAUACGUCUUCACAACUCCUUCAUCACGAGCGCCAAACCCACUCAGCCGUCUAAGUUGGAAUCAGCGAUGCAGUCGCUCAUGAGUAUCAAGAACUACACCAACCAACAGAACGUGUUCCAGCUUGCAGCAAGCCUCUCCGACAAGAUCAUUAAAACCCACGCCUUCCAGGAUGGAAAUAAGCGCACAGCGCUUGUAGCGGCAGACAUGUUUUUGAAGAUCAACGGGUACAAACUCCAAACAGUGCCCUUACAGCCCGAUGCUGCAAAGCAACCGCUGGAAAACGCUCUUGAUGCGGUAUGUACGGACGCGUGGACAGUCGAGCAACUGGGUCAAUUCUAUCAGCAGAUGGCUACCGCGAUUGAAGAGUGGACCCCUGAAAUCAUGGCGUAUAAAAACGGGGCUACAGGGUAUUGAGCGUUGAAUUAUGUUGGGGUUUCCUUUUUGUUGAUCACGACGCUCUUUACGUGACUUUCUUUGUGCGAAAUCUUUUUCAAUUGAGACGCUCUUUUGUGUGUUGUGGCGAGAGGUGAAAAUCACAUGUCCUUUAACUUAUCAAGCGCCUCUCUAAUUUCUGGUCUCAUGGUACUGGCAAGUUCUGCGAAUUCCGCUGCCUUUUGUCGGAGUGGCAGGGUCGCCCGAUUGCGGCACGGAAGGGUCUGGGAGCGGAGAAAGGUUGUGCAAUGGCGGUAUGCACAGCUCACUCAGUCACGGUACGAAAUCUAGCGAGCAUAGAGAGCGACGACAGUCUGACUAGUCGCUGUUAUAUGAAGGGCUAGCGGUGCAAUUCUGUACGGGAGAGAAAGGCGAUGAGAAUCGAUUAGGUUUGGAAAAACCCUAGACGGGACUCCACGGCGCUAAGCCCACGGCGCUAAGC
Trematosphaeria pertusa is the source of this 1010-nucleotide messenger RNA. Its product is annotated as DOC family protein. Lineage: Eukaryota; Fungi; Ascomycota; Dothideomycetes; Pleosporales; Trematosphaeriaceae. The transcript has 2 exons. The coding region runs from base 89 to 550 and encodes 153 amino acids. The record is from RefSeq and is a predicted model, not a curated record. Gene Ontology annotation, molecular function: kinase activity.